Diorhabda sublineata is the source of this 3428-nucleotide messenger RNA. Its product is annotated as heterogeneous nuclear ribonucleoprotein 87F-like. Gene Ontology annotation, molecular function: RNA binding. Bases 147 to 1136 code for a protein of 329 amino acids. The record is from RefSeq and is a predicted model, not a curated record. The transcript has 7 exons. Lineage: Eukaryota; Metazoa; Arthropoda; Insecta; Coleoptera; Chrysomelidae.
CACUUCAUUUGACGUCAGUCGCCAUUGCGAAUCUUUAACACCAACGCCAUUUUAUUGUGGAUGGUUGCUGAGGAUUAGUCGAAGACAAGAUUUUAUUUUCAAACAAAUUUUCUUAAAUCAACUGAAAUUUAUUAUAAUUAGUCAAUAUGAAACGCGAAGAAGGUGAAAAAAUGGAACCAGAACAGUUCCGCAAAUUAUUUAUUGGUGGAUUAGAUUUCCGUACUACUGAUGAAUCUUUGAAGUCACAUUUUGAACAAUGGGGUACAAUAGUAGACGUUGUCGUUAUGAAAGAUCCUACAACAAAAAGAUCGAGAGGCUUUGGGUUUAUCACUUACUCUAAAGCUCAUAUGGUAGACGAUGCACAAAAUGCUAGACCACACAGAGUGGAUGGAAGGGUAGUUGAACCUAAGAGAGCAGUGCCAAGACAAGAUAUUGGAAGACCGGAAUCAGGAGCUACUGUUAAAAAGUUAUUCGUGGGUGGUAUGAAAGAUGACAUUGAAGAAGAAGAUUUGAAGGAAUAUUUUGGAAAGUACGGAACAAUUUUAACUGUUAGUAUAGUAACAGAUAAGGAGACUGGAAAAAAAAGAGGAUUUGGUUUUGUUGAAUUUGAAGAUUAUGAUUCAGUCGAUAAAAUAGUUUUACAACGUAGUCAUAGCAUUAAAGGGAAACAUAUAGACGUUAAAAAAGCACUGAGUAAGGCAGAAAUGGACCGUGCUCCUAGAGGUGGAGGUAGAGGAGGUCCCGUGGGUGGAGCUGGAAGAGGAGGAAACUUCAAUCAAGGAGGUGGAAAUUGGAACCGAGGUGGACAAGGUGAUUGGAAUCAAGGUGGUCCUGGAGGUUAUGGUAAUGGACCUUGGAACCAAGGUCCUUGGCAUAACCAAGGUCCUGGUGGACCAGGGGGGCCAAUGGGGGGUCCUAGUGGACCUUGGGGACAAGGUGGUUUCAAUCAAAAUAGCGGUCCAUGGAAUCAGGGUGGCCAAGAUGGGUUUGGUAACAACUAUCAACAAGGUUAUGGUGGUGGUGCGAUGAGAAACAGUUACCAGCAACCACGAUCCGCUCCAUACAAUGCCGGUGGUUUCGGUGGUGGAGGUUAUUCCAAUGGCAACCAAGGAGGUCCUGGGCCAAGGAGAUUUUAAAGCAUGUAAGUGCGCUGAUCCACUGCUUGAGAAAGGUUGUUGUACAAAUUAAUUUUGCAGUGCAGGUGUACAUUUCAUAUCAAUUCAAAAUUAUUUUUACAUACCAUUUUUUAUUUAACACACAAAAGUCAUCAGGGACUGAUCGUUAAUAAAAUUUUCAAUGUUUCUGUUCGAAAAAUUGACAUUUGAAAUUUGUGGACUGAUUGAAUUUCCUUUGCUAAGGUUAAUUUUAAUUAUUUAACAUUAAAAUAUAAUAUAGUAGUCAGUGUUUAUGUAGAAAUAAAUUUAAAUUAGGUUUCUUAGUCAGCAAUGAAGAUUUUUUUUUAUUUUUGGACUAUAUAUUACAUUAGAAAUAGGCUAUAUAUAUGUAAAUGUGUUUCCAAUAUUUAUUAAAGAAAUAUGAUAAAAGUAUUCAUUGGUUUUUUAUAAUAUUCAGGUUUAGGUUCAUGAAUAGAUUUCAGGUAUAUCAGCAGGUAGGAUUUGUGUUUGUCAAUUUAAUGAGUGGAAAAUUGAUUAGGUAAAAUACAAAAAAAGAAGUUGAAUAGAAUCGAUAUUGUGUUUGCUUUUCAAUUUCUUCAUCAGAAUGUGUUUAUUUUUGCUGUCUACUGUCAUUACCUAUACUCUUAUUACCUUCUAUAUUUCAGCUGUUAGGAGUAUCAUAGAUCAAUUCAAUUCUCACUUAUAAGUGCAAAUUUCAAAUGUCGCAAUAACUUGAACUAUUAUGAUUUAUUUCCACUCUAUUUGUUGGGCACCUUAGUUUUCUAUAGUAUUUUGAGUAUUGGAAAUAGUGCAGUAUCAAAAUAUGAAUGGAAAGGCGUAUAUCGGGUACGUAUUUAAGAGAAAAUUGCAGCAUAUGCAUUCAAAGAGUUAAGAAAAAAGGAGAAGAUAUGAAAGCUCGGGAGCAGUAUAACAACAUUUGAUAUCCUGCACACCUGAAAAAUAUUGAAGCAAUUGACUCAAAAACUCAAUAUUGCCAAGCUUGAGUUUAUUUUUGUAUUGAAUGUUAUGAAGCACUUUUUUUGAAAAGAACUAACAUCCUUUCAAUGUACAUAUGAAGAAGAGUUCCAAAAUAUUUUUAAUGAAGCGCUUGAUUUUAUUAGAUACGGCUUUGAGGGGCUAACAGUUCAGCGCAAUAUAAAACUUUCACCUAAAGUAAGGUGAGAUAUUCAUUCUGUAUAUGAUUCACCUCUAAAUGUUUUACUACCCUUUGUCAGAUACAUUGAGUGAUGUGGCUCUACUCGGCCACAUGGAAUUAUUGCUGACGGCUUUGAUGAAGAAGAUGAAGAACUUUAUAAAGACCAUAUCAAAGAUGUUUUGUUCUGAGUUCUCCGUUAAAUGAAACUUCAGCCUUUUCAAAAAUGAAAUAUAAUCAGACCAAAUUGAUCGAUAUCUUUUGCCAAAUUUGGUCUGAAAAGGUUCACAACCAGAAUGAAUUCUCUAAUUUGUUCGAACUUCUUCAACUGUUUAUGACUUUCCCUGUGUCCACUGCAAAGGUAUAACUAUUUUUCAAUUUCUUGAAACGCAUCAAAAACUAUCUGAGGAAUUCUAUGUUCCAACAACGUUUAUCAUAUUUAGCUUACUAGCCAUUGCGGUUAAAAACAUUGAUUUAGAGGAAAACUUGGUAAUUUAUGCCAGACGGAAAUCAAGACAUCUAGCUUUGAUUUAAAACAAUGACAAUUUGAAAAGACGUGGAUCAUGUAUAAUUAGAUUACUGUCUACUGUUUAUUUUUAUUUAUAUUUCCUUCGUUUGAACCUUUUCGUUUGUUUGAUUUAUAUUAGUUUUUUGUAUGUAAUAGUUGUAUUUGACUUGAUGACUUGAUGGAACUAUCAACGACAAUUACAAUUCUAUUUAGUUCCCCUCGCAGUGCAAAAAUCCAAUUAUAACAUGAAACAAUAUCUUACAAUACCAUUUUUAGUAUUAGAUUUUAUCUUGCACCCCACUUCCAACUUCCAAUCUUGGCCACUGAGUAAGAUAGCUCCUUUAAGGAGAGUUAUGCUUUAGGACUGUACAAUUUGCCCAAAAAUGUUUAAACUCCGGUUUUAAUUAAGAUGCCAAAUUAGCUUUGAAUAUAAAGUAAAUACCAGUAACGGGAAAAGAUUUAUCCACCUCAGGUCAUCUUAUCUGGUUUACAAAGACUUCUGAGAGCUCUCUUCAACCCAGCGUCGUUAACCAUUAGCAGACUUUUUCUUUUAUAUAACAAGAAAUCGGGGAAAAUGGAAAUUUGCACUUGUCAAUAUGGCUAAGAAAUCUACUUAAAUCCGAUUUUAAAAUGCUUUUACUCGUUAGAAGAA